CUGCUCUCCUGUUUCAGUCGGUCUGUCUGCCCUCCCGUCUGUAGUUUCACUCACCACUCUUCAUCAGCAGCGAGGAUGCUUUCACACAUGCAGGCGCACACACGGACGUAGACGCUCCCCUCCUCGUGGGCACACUUUGGCACGAUAACGACAAUUACUUCGGAAAGAGCCAGAAAGUGAAGGACUGUAGCACAGCUGAGGUGCCGUUAUUUUCCAAAGGAUUCCAAACAUAGCUGCAGAGGCUGCAGAGUUGUCGAUGACUGACAUCCCUGCGUCCCACGAUGGACAAAAAAAGUGCCAAUGGCUUUCAGACCAAGGCCAGUGAAGGUGGUGUUCAGAGAAAGCAACUGCCCUACUCAGUGGAAACUCCAUAUGGCUUCCACCUGGACUUGGAUUUUCUCAAAUACGUUGAUGAUAUCGAAAAAGGCAAUACCAUCAAAAGAGUCCACAUCCAGCGCAGGGUCAAGGGCCCACCCAAAUUCAGUACUUUACCCAGAAACUUCAGUCUCCCAGGGCAUGGGAUCCGGCCAACCCCUAAAGACAGCCAGUGGUCUGGGACAUCCACCUUAGGACCAAAACCUAAAUCACGGUUAACAGAGGUUCACCAGAUCUCUGAAUUUAGAACAAAUGAAGGAGGAAUUUUGAGCCGGGGGACAGCUAGUCAGGGAACUAGUGUCGUUGCGGCUAAGGUCAGAGAUGAAGGAGUUUUGGGGGCCCAGGGAAUUGAAGAUAAAACUAUGGGCACUCAGAAUCGCCCAAACCUGCUUCGAGCAUCAAGUAUGCCAAUCACAUUACAACAGCGGAAAGGUUCUGAUUCAAGCAGUCCAGAUCGUAUUGUUGGAACACCAGAGAAUGGCUCAACCGAAAACAUGUUUAGAGCAUCACCAGAUGUAACAGAAAGAAGAUCCGUUCCCCAAGAAAGAGUGGGAAUUCACCAGCAGAUCACAGUUGCAUUAAAACGAGUCAGAGAGCUUGAAGAACAGGUCAAAACAAUUCCUGAACUUAAAGCUCAGAUUUGUUCACUGAGAAUGGAGAGAGAGAAACUACUAAGUCAGCUUCAGUCUAUAGAAAAGGCCCACAUUUCCACAUCGUCGUCUAAAAUGGCUCUGUGUAUUGAUCCUGGAAUAAACACCCAAUCACAUGCAACCAGACAUAAAGAAGGUUUGAAUUUGUCUCUGACACCACAAACAAAUAUACAUUUGGAAACUUCAAAACAUUUGACUACACAGCCACUAACUGAGAAAGGGAGACAGGGUAUCGCACAGGCAGUAAAUCAGAGAUUGGUGAAAAGCUCAUCAGCAUGUGAUGACAUUUUUGAGCAGAGUUCUAAUAUGAAAGCAAAUUUUUCAGACAAACAAAACGAGACAGUAGGUAGUCCAGUGGAACAUGCAUCACAGGAAGAUGAUAAUGUAGUAAAAGGAGGGAAUUUUGAGCGCCCAGCUAGUGACCAGAAUUUGCAUGAUAAGCUGGUAACCCUCGAGGCUAAACUUCUUCAGGCUAGAGAAGAGCUGGAGAAAACUAAUGGGCUGUUGAAAGAACAAAUAACAGAAAACAAAAUGAAAGAGGAGCGAAUACUUCUAAUGCGUGAGGGAGUUAGAGUAGAAGUGUCGCCAACGGAAACACAAAUAAGGCCAAGAAGAGAUAGUAUAGACACUGGAACAGAGACUGAGAAAGUAGACUAUUCCAACCAGGAGACAGAGACAGAAAUACCUGGUACAGUUGAUCAAGGAACAGAUACUGAAAGAAUAUGUAUUGAAGUGUGUGUCUCCAAAUCAAGAUCUGGAAGUAUCGAUCAGGGAACAGAGACUACCAGAGUAGACACUCAUGACAAAAUGACAGAGGUUGAGCCAAAAUCUGCAUCUGUUGGGCCCCAAAGGCCUAUAGUCAACAGCAUGGAACAGGGUACAGUAACUGAAAGAGCAGCCACUCAGGAUCAGGUGACUAAAACACUAGUAGCCCGUAGGGUACACCAGGUCUUAGAAACAGAAGGAGAGACAGAGACAAACCAUCCACAAAGACCAAGGGCCAGCAGUGUUGACAGAGGGACAGAGACAGAGAGGGUGGACACUGUAGACAGGGUGACAGAGAUGGAGGUCGCACAGAGGAUUGACCAACAUACUGAGACAGAACUUGAAAUACCACAAAACAACAAACCAUCCAGAAAUACUGAAGCUGAUAGUCAGGUGAGAGAAAGUCCAGGCAGCCAGAGAGGUGAAGUUGAUACCGUGGUCAGUGAAAGUAUAAAAGACAACAAUAGAUUAAAUGAAGGAAUUCAGAAAGACCAUGAAGACAAUACAAAUAUGGUAUUGCAAGUUGCUGGUGGAAAUUAUGUUGCAGCUAAAGAAGGUGUAGUUGAACAAACUCUGAGUUUAGAAUUUGUAACUCAGCCUGAACCAAGUACAAGUCCAACAGGUGAAAAUACAGAAUCGGAAAAUGAAAUAAAUCCUUUAAAAACUAACUCUGAAUCAGAAGCAAUCCCAAAAAGUCUUGAAUUGCAGAAGGUUGCACAGACAACAACAAAUACUUUGGAUACUGCUACAGUAGCAUCAGAAAGUGCCAAUGUAAAGACAGAAGUUCCAGUAAGACCUCAAAGAGGUCGUAGGCCAUCAGCAGAUCAGGCACAGCAGACAAUUUAUCAACUUCAAACUGCUCCUGUUCGUCCCCGUAGGGGUUCUAGUGAAACUCAAAGUCAGCAGUCAAAGACAGUCAAAGAGUCUCAAUCCCCAACAGAACUCUCUGAACCACUGAUUAAACAUGAAUCGCCAUCCCUGGGUCAGUCUGGGAACAACACCACACUACCAUCUAAUGAAAAACAAUCUCAAUCACAACCUCAAACUGAGAUUCAGUGCUCAUCUCUAAUGUUUAAAGAGGCUCAAACUCGUCCCAAAUCAAUUCAAGCCCAGUCUAAAACUAUAACUCCACGGGACUCAAAGGAGCUUGAAGCACCUAAUAGAGCAUCUAGUGUAUCACAAUCUUUAAGACGUGGAUCUGGAGAUAACCACACCGACCCAAAACGCCAGGGAUUGGGUGAGGUCCAAACUCGGUCUCGAAGACGUUCUGAAGCGAGUCAAUCCCUUCAGAAAGACCCUGAAGUCCGGAAAUUACGGAGAGGCUCUAGUGAAACGGCACAGCUUCGGAGAUCUGGUGAAGCCCUGGCCCCCCGCCAUGACAUUGUCGAGACGCAGCAAGUACGCAGAGGCUCAAGUGAGUCACCAACCUCACCUGCAGCUUUAGGUCAAGUUGUAACUCGGCUAACAGGGCUUCUGGGGGAGCAGUGGGCUCAGCUGGGAAGCAGCUCUGGAGCUCAACAGUCGGCUAGCCAGCAGGAGAGCCCCGGCACACAAAAACAGACGGCCGGGAAAGGAACAGAGGCAGGAAAUGCAGCAUCGCCCAAGCCUGUGGGGAAAGCUGCAACCACAGGGAAACCAGCAGGGAAACCUGGCCCUUCCAAAAUGAGCUCAAUUCAGAGUCAACUGGUCAGUUCCCUUAGUGUUCUUUCUGCCUUCUACUCACCAGGCCAGAAAUCUGCCACUGCCAACAAGCAGCAAGAACAAAGUCUCAAAUCUAUUAUGAAGAAAAAUGGGGUUGCUGACAAGCAGGGGAACAAGGGAACCAAGAAAAACCUGAAGUUUGUCGGGGUGAAUGGAGGGUAUGAGAGCACAUCGAGCGAGGAGUCCAGUGGAGAUGAGAAGGCAAAAGUGGAUGUCGAAGAGGGUGACAGCUCAGAGGCUGAGGAAGAAAGAGGCAAGGAGCCUAACUCAGCAGAAAAGCCUGAGGAGGGAGCAGAUGCACAGGAGAAAGAUGCAGAAAUCCUGUGUGGCGAAGAGGGUGCAGUGGCAGCAGAAAAGGAGAGUGAAAAAAAAGACCUGCUGGACCGAGAGAGCAGCCAGGAGCUCCUGGAGGAACCAUCUGCAGGGGAGAAAGUUGACAAAGGAUUUAUAGAUGCCUGCCUGUAUGUAAAAGAUCGUAUGGAGGAGGUUACAUCUCCAGAUAAAGAAAUGGUAUGCACUACUCGUCAGGUUUUAGUGGUCCUCUAUCAAGAGUGGUUCAAAGUUUCAAGUCAGAAAACCUCGCAAGCAGACACGGUCAGAUCAUACCUGCGCCAAGUUGGCUUAACCACACCCACUCUACUGCCGUAUGUCGUCAACCUGACGGACGGUAACGGGAAUAUGGCCCUCCACUACAGUGUAUCACAUUCAAACUUCCCUGUGGUCAAACUUCUGCUGGAUACAGGUCUUUGUGAGACAGACAACAUAAACAAGGCGGGCUACACUCCAGUGAUGCUGGCCGCACUCACGGCUGCUGAGAGUCCGGACGAUUUGGAGGUUGCACAACAGCUGCUGCGACUUGGUGACGUUAAUGCACGCUCAAGACAGACGGGUCAGACAGCGCUAAUGCUCGCUGUGAGCCACGGGCGCCUUGCCAUGGUGAAGCUGCUGCUGAGUUGUGGCGCAGAUGUAAACGCUCAGGACGGCGAGGGCUCGACGGCCUUGAUGUGUGCCAGUGAGCACGGCCACACUCACAUUGCCCGCCUGCUGCUGGAGACAGGUCACUGCGACACCAGCCUCACAGAUAAGAAUGGACAGAAUGCUCAGGAAGUGGCAGAGGGAGCCUCUCACCCAGACAUCGUGGACCUCCUUAAGGGUCCACGGCAAGCAUGAGCCAAGGAGACGUCUUCUCCAAACCAACACAGCUCAUCAUGGAGGAAAGCAGGUGCAAAGAUAGCUGACAAGCCUCUCUCUGUCUCUCCCUGCAUUCAGUAUGUGAUGUUUACCUGGAAGCCGUGCAUACAGCUCGCAAAUACACACCCCCCCAAGACCCGAACAAUGCACGGCUACAUUUCUUUUCCACGGCAUUAUUUUCAUAGAUAAAUGCUGCAUCUGCCAGGCCACUCAGUGAUGGUCGCCUUGAUUGACGUGGUCACGUGACAAAUGAGAGAGCGACAUGUAGCCAGAGGGACACUUGGAUUAACUGCUGCUGCUUCUUCUUUAUAAUACUCUUCAAUCAAAAUAAUAAGCACAUGAUCUACCUUUUAAAUACGUAUAGAUAUAUAUGUCAAAUAUUAACUUUUUUUCUCUCCAUUGACAUAUGCGGACAUAAGCCAUUAUUAACAACACAUCCGACAACACCAUUUUUUUUUACUAUUUGUUAUUUGUAAUCUUUUUUGUGUAAAUAGUCCUGUUGAUGUGUAGGGGCCUAUAGCUCAUAUACAUAACAAAUAAUAGGAAUAAUAGUGAUAAAGUAAUAUAAUCCUGGUAGCAUUUCCCAACACACAUUUGACAACAUUCAGUGUCUUAUUUUUUAAUUAUAUGUUUUCCCCCCACAGAAAAAGAAUCACUGAUGCCUCAUUUUAACGUUUAAAUAAACAAAGUUCAUAUAGUUAUUAGUUACAGAAUGGAAUACUUUUCUAGACAUGUUUUUUAAGUAAGAAGAUUGUAUUGUGCAGAUGUUACUGCAUGACAGUCGUGAAGCGAAACUUAACAACAGUAUGUUGUAGUACUGUCUGACACCUUCAAAUAUUAUAUUUGUCUCCUACGCCUGUUUAUUUUGUGAACACAAAACAAUGCAAAAUGUAUGUCUGACUGGCUAAUACAUUCCCAAACAGCAGUUAGAAUUAUAUACAUACCGUACACACACACA
Molecule: messenger RNA, 5640 nt
Organism: Entelurus aequoreus (snake pipefish)
Lineage: Eukaryota; Metazoa; Chordata; Actinopteri; Syngnathiformes; Syngnathidae
Gene: kank4
Product: KN motif and ankyrin repeat domains 4
Exons: 10
Coding region: 282-4661 (1459 amino acids)
Biological process (GO): negative regulation of actin filament polymerization
Cellular component (GO): cytoskeleton; cytoplasm
Molecular function (GO): protein binding
Source: RefSeq, a predicted model, not a curated record